AUGUCCACAAUAAAGCGGUACAUUGAGCAACUAUCGAAGGAUUUCUUCAAGAAGGAGAACUUGCGUGGCAAGACAUGGUGGUUAUCAGUCUUUUACAGUCUAGUAAUACAAACUUUGGUUCGAGCGUUCAUGAAAACUAUUAAUCUUCACCUAGCAGUGCGAUUAUUUAUAGCAACUUCUGGAGCUCAUGAUCCACUAGCACGCAGCAUACCCGUACAGGGUAGUCGACUAAAAGCGUUGGCAGGUUGUGAUUCGUGUAAAAGGCGUAAGUUAGAAUGUACGAGGUGGAAACCGUCCUGCGAAGCUUGUCAAGAUUUUCAAUGUCCAUGUAUAUAUGGUGGAAAAUCGGAGAUAGAUGAUUCCGAAAUCAAGAACUACAACGUUGCCAGCCUAUCGGUACAAGAAGAAAAGUGGCGAUCUUAUGGAUUGAAUAGUCCAGGGGACUUCUAA
This is a messenger RNA of Botrytis fragariae, 450 nucleotides long. RefSeq names its product putative r3h domain protein. The record is from RefSeq and is a predicted model, not a curated record. The transcript is spliced from 3 exons. Gene Ontology annotation, molecular function: zinc ion binding; DNA-binding transcription factor activity, RNA polymerase II-specific. Gene Ontology annotation, biological process: regulation of DNA-templated transcription. Lineage: Eukaryota; Fungi; Ascomycota; Leotiomycetes; Helotiales; Sclerotiniaceae. The coding region runs from base 1 to 450 and encodes 149 amino acids.